GCCUCAUCUAGAUCGUUCCUAGUAAAUUUUGUCAGAAGAAAUUUUCAAGUACUGUGAUUUUUGAGAAAUGUAAUUUAAUUGGAAAAAAAUACGAAAUGGGAUGUCUAUGUUUGAGAAAGACGACUUCAUCGUAUCCCACAGUGCCGCAGGACAUUGUGGAUACGCUCAAGAAGCAGACAGCACUCAAUCGAAGCCAGAUACAAUACCUGUAUAAUCGCUUCUACGAGUUUGCUGGAGGUGGCAAGGACCCACCGAGCCAUUUGUACAAGUACAAUUUUUAUUCGGGCCUGUUGCAUUUGAACCACUUGCUGCCCACCAUCCUAAACUGCAUGUUUGGUGAAAACAAAACGAUUACCUUUGUGGAAUUUGCUAUAUUUCUCAGCACUUUUCAGGCCCACUCGCUGAAGACCAAGACCGAGCUGAAGAACGAAAUCAAGGAUAGAAAGCUUAAGUUACUUUUCAAUAUGUAUGACUACAACAAGGAUGGCCGCAUUACCAAAGUUGAUCUGGUUAUAGUUGUUCAUAAGCUGUUCUCGAAUUUGCUGGAUCACAUGCAGAUCAUGCGCAUUGUGGACACCAUGAUGAAGGAAAUAGACCACUCGGACUCGAACCAAAUAUCCUUUAACGACUUCUGCGAGGCGUUCGAGGUCUUCGACAUGACUGAAAUGAUGGUCACCUGGAUACCCGAGUAUAGGAGACGAACCUCCGAUGAUUCGCAACACAUUAGAUUUUCAACAUAAGUGGCACUAUUGAAGAUUCUGUUCCUUACAAAUAAAAAACUUGCGUUUUUUAAAUUUUAA
Molecule: messenger RNA, 800 nt
Organism: Drosophila bipectinata
Lineage: Eukaryota; Metazoa; Arthropoda; Insecta; Diptera; Drosophilidae
Biological process (GO): positive regulation of sodium:proton antiporter activity
Cellular component (GO): plasma membrane
Molecular function (GO): calcium ion binding
Source: RefSeq, a predicted model, not a curated record